AUGUCGACCAGCAUCGUCACCCCUCCCGAGCCACGGACCUUGUUCCCACCACUGCUGGCAUGUCUUCCUACCGCCUUCAUGUCGCCGCGCCCUCCACCGGCACUGCUUCCUCUUCUCUCGCCCAUCUUGCGCCAACGAGUCAACCUCCUCGCUGGUAACACUUCCUCAGGUCAAGGCGGCUGGCUGAACCUGCUCUCUUGGUCCUCGUCCCGCUCCUCAAAACUCGGCGGUAAAGUCGAGGCCCUGCAAUUGGAAGCUCAUCCUGUAUCUGGCGAGCUCGAGCUUGAGGACAUCGACAAGAUCAGCUACAGAAGAGUCGACGAAGAAACACUACAAUGCUGCUUGCAAGUUGAAGAGUUUGGACUGUUGCCGGUAUACGUCUGGUGCGAGAAUGAUGCAGAUGGUGGACAACUUGGCGGAGCAUCAGGCUGGAGAUUGGCUGAAUUGCGCGCUCUCGAAGAUCUCAGCGACGAUGUCUCCCAAUGGACAGACUCCAUCGCUGCCGCAAACGACGCUUUCGAGAGCAAAUCUCACCCCAACGCUCCUACCUUCACCAUCCCUCAACAAGCGACGGCAGAAGAUGACGACGACGAUGAUGAUGAUUACUGGGCCAGCUACGACAGAACACCCAACAAUAGGACUCCUGCCCGCACCCCUAAACGCGCCAGUCCCGCUCCUGCCACUGCUUCUUCGAACCUCGCCCCCACAAACGACGAACUCGAAUACUUUGCUCGCUAUGCUGCCGAAGUCCAGCCUGCUCUCGAUGACCACGAUCCCGAUGAGGAGCAUCCCGAGACUGCAGACUCGACCCUGCGCGGCGGCGAAUUGAGCGCAAAACAAAUAGGAGAGCCAAACACCAAUCCUGCGCCACCCAUGUUCGCUGCCGAUAGCAACGAAUUGAACAAUACGUUCCAAGCACAGACUCAGAACCAAGAGCUGGAAGCACCAAGGCCCACAUCUCCGGGCAGCAGUGUCGAUGUUCUCGAACGUGGAGCUGAAGACAUGACGAGAGCUGAGAUCGGUGUCAAACAGUUCAUCAGCACAGAAAUGAAGAGCAUGUUCCGUCUUGCCCGAAGCGUGGGCAUGGGGAGAGAAGAGUUCGAAAGGAUCAUCAAGACCGAGAUUGAUGUCUUGAGCAUGCUUGAAGCUGAUGACUAA
Messenger RNA from Aureobasidium melanogenum CBS 110374, 1158 nucleotides. RefSeq lists its product as uncharacterized. The coding region runs from base 1 to 1158 and encodes 385 amino acids. Lineage: Eukaryota; Fungi; Ascomycota; Dothideomycetes; Dothideales; Saccotheciaceae. The record is from RefSeq and is a predicted model, not a curated record. The transcript has a single exon.